AUGUUCCAGCACGUCGAAACGGCUCCCCCGGACGCAAUUCUGGGUCUCAACGAAGCCUUCCGCAACGAUUCGAACCCUGAAAAGAUCAACCUGAGCGUUGGUGUUUACAAAGACGAGCAGGGGGUGACGCCGGUUCUGACGUGCGUCAAAGAAGCGGAAAAACGGUUGCUGGAAACGGAAAGCACCAAGAGCUAUCUGCCAAUCGAUGGCCGCGCCGGCUACACCAAAGCGGUUCGCGAGUUGAUGUUCGGCGCCGAUCAUGAAGUGAUUACCGCAAAUCGCGCCGUCACCGUGCAAACGCCUGGGGGUACCGGAGCACUGCGUGUCGCAGGCGAUUUUAUCGCAGCCAAUUUUCCUGGCGCCGCAAUCUGGCUCAGCCAGCCCACUUGGCCGAACCACCCUAACAUCUUCACCGCAGCCGGCGUUCCGCUGAAGACGUACGCCUACUUCGACAAAGCCGCCAACGGGCUCGACUUCGACGGCAUGAUCAGCUCGUUGAAGGAAGCCAGCAAAGGGGACGUCGUUCUGCUGCAUGGUUGCUGCCAUAACCCAACGGGGAUCGAUCCGACGCCGGAGCAGUGGAAAGCGAUCGCCGAUUUGGUUCAGGAAAAGGAACUGCUGCCGCUGCUGGACUUCGCUUACCAAGGCUUCGGCGACGGUUUGAGCGAAGAUGCGGCCGGCCUUCGCGAGUUGGCACGUCCUGGCCAAGAGAUGCUGAUUUGUAGCAGCUUCAGCAAGAACUUUGGUCUGUACAACGAACGUGUGAUUCGCUCGAACUACUCGAACCCGCCGACGCAUGGUGCCGCCGUGGUCGAAACGGUCCUGACCGACGCGUCGCUGACGAAGCUGUGGGACGAAGAACUGACCCACAUGCGCGACCGCAUCAAUGGCAUUCGUAAGCUGUUUGUCGACAAGAUCUCGGCCGCUGGGAUCGAUCAAGACUUCUCGUUCAUCCAGAACCAGAAGGGGAUGUUCAGCUUCUCGGGGCUGAACCAGAUGCAAGUCGAUCAACUCCGCAGCGACAUGAGCAUCUACAUCGUCGGUUCUGGCCGAAUCAACGUGGCCGGUAUUAGCGAAGCCAACGUCGACCGCCUUUGCGAAGGGAUCAAAAAGGUCGUCAGCUAA
Messenger RNA from Symbiodinium sp. CCMP2456, 1125 nucleotides. NCBI's taxonomy places the organism in Eukaryota, Dinophyceae, Suessiales, Symbiodiniaceae. The record is from the annotation of a GenBank genome assembly.